UCUACACCUGAGAAAGAGUAAAGGGAAGGAGGGGGUCCGAACAGCAGAAAUAGACGAGAAGAGCCUGAGAUCCACAGACUCGAGGAAGAUCUCCACACUGAUGAUCUCUUAGGAGACAUCAGGACAUUUCUCCGACUGCUGCCCGGCGCCCCGUUCAACAGACAGGAUGGCUCGGGAUAUGACAGAUAAAGACAUCCUGAAGAUGGAGCUGGAUCAGCUGAAGGUGGAAGUGAACACUCCCCGAAUUGCGGUUUCAGCCUCAGCCCCAGAAAUCAUUGCUUUCGUUGAGGAGAAGUCUGCCGAAGACCCCCUGGUCAAGGGCGUCCCUGAGGACAAGAACCCAUUCAAGGAGAAGGGAGGCUGCAUUAUCACGUAGCAGCGGCCCCGGGGUCACCAGGGCUCGCUUCAACAUCUGCUUUUGUAUGAAAGUUUAUUUGUACUUUCUGAAUUGUUUAACAUCCACUAGUUUAUUUUAGUACAUUUAAGAGGACCCCCUCAUGUCAUUCAAUACCUUUUAUGAUAUGAUGUUUUCUGUCUGUUUUUAAAAUAAACUCAUUAGCAAUCUA
Messenger RNA from Pimephales promelas (fathead minnow), 566 nucleotides. Lineage: Eukaryota; Metazoa; Chordata; Actinopteri; Cypriniformes; Leuciscidae. The record is from RefSeq and is a predicted model, not a curated record.